AUGGUUGAAGGUAAAAUACGGAACGUUUAGGGGUUGUAGAUUAUUUUAUGUUGAAAUUUAGAGUCUUUGCGAUUGUUUAUAAGUUGUUUUUUGUCAAAAGUUUGAUUGAAACCACGUCUUUUUUGAUGAUGUCAUAGUUGAUAGAAUUGUCGGAAAAAAAUGGUAUUUUGAACUUCUAGAGUGCAGUGAAAUGGCUCGUAGAGUAUUUAGAUGUGAUUAUUUUGCAUUUCAAGAUGUUUAUUUUUAAAAUACGGGGUGCCCUCCUUAUGUGGGAUGAUUAACAUAAACUAUCAAAAAAGUUACCCGAAAGCUAACUUGUUAAAAAUCCAUUGCGAUAUUGUGAUUUACAUUCUAUCAGUUGUAAUUCCUCAAAAUUUUGCUGCAUCUUUCUUACUUUAACAAAAGUUAUGACAUUUUUUUCAAAACUCAACCUAAAAUUUCGAUUUUUCAAGACAACUUUUCUAUUUUCCUGUCCCUUUCAGCUUGGCAUUUGCAAUCGGUCUACCUCGGGCAAGGCCCUCAGAAGGCGCCACAAAACAAGCCGGGUGCUCAGCAGCAGAAUCAGGAGCUGACCCCGGUCCCAGCCAAUCAACUGCCUCCAUCCAGCAGUGAGGGGGACUCGGCCGAGAUUCCUCCUCGUAAGUCCAUUUAAAAUUAUUUAUUUUGUCGCUCAGCCUCUUCCCAGCCAGUCCAGCUGUCUCAAGUCCCAAAAGCAGGCACUCCACCGCCGAAGAAAACCGGUCAACCAGCACAAUCGGCGUAUAUUGGAGCACAGACGGGUAGUAAAUAUCAGCAAUCCAAUUAUGUGGGACAAUCGAGUCCGAGUGCGUUUGCUUGACAUUUGAGUGGAUUUUUAUUGACGUUUAGGCCCAGCUAGACCAAGUGCGUCUCCAAAACCAGGAGCUGCUCAGGCCGGAAACCAGCAGUAUUUCGGAAAGGAUGCCGCUGGUCCUACGGAAUACCCUGCGGGUAAGCGAUGUUUUUACUGAGUGGAAUAUUGAGUUUCUCGUGUUUUAGGAGGCGGUCAAGGCCCUCCACCCGGCGCUGAUGACAAAUUUGUCCAAUCCGUCUACUUUGGUCAAGGUCCCGUCAAUGGCCAGAAUGCUCGGCCUGGAGGUCCCGCAAGCAAAGGUAGGCCGUGUUUUCGUUUAUUUUUUGACUUUUAGGCUACACCUGGUCGAUUUCCAAAAAUUUGUGACGCAUUUUUCCGAAUCAAUAAUUUUUGUGACAUUUCGUCAAAAUCGAUAAAAUUUGUUGACAUUCCGUCGAAUAAUUGAUAAUUUCAGGUGCUGCUGGUCAAGCAAAUGCUAGCCAAAUCGGAGCUGCCAAAACUCAAGGUAAUUUUUUGUUUUUGAAAAUCCAAUAAUUUUGGUGACAUUUCGUCAAAAUUUUUUUUGACAAGAAAUUUUCAGCCAGCACUGUCAAAACAGUUGAUGAAUCCAACACUGCGGAUGCGAAGCUGACCCCAGCACCGGUCGGAAAUCAAGCCGACAAGGAGCGUGAAAAAGCCCUGGCAGAGCAAAAACGCCAACUUCAGGAACGCGAAGAAGCCGAAAAAGCCGAAGCCAAGCGCUUGGAAGCCGAGAAGAAGCGACUGGAAGAAGAAAAGGAACGUUUGGCCAAGGAAAAGGAGGAGUUGGAGAAGGAAAAGGAACGUUUGGCCAAGUUGAAGGCCCAGAAAGAAAAGGAAGCCAAGGAAAAGGAGUUGAAGGACAAGGAGGGGAAGGAAAAAGAUGCCAAAGAGAAGGAUGCAAAGGAUAAGGACAAGGGAGAAACCAAGGAAGCCAAGGAGGACGCUAAAGCGGAUGCCAAGGCCGGCGCAAAGGGAGCUGGAGCCAAACGUAAGCGACUUUUGGGAGUGCACAGUGCAGGCGGAGGAAUACAACAAAUUCUGAUGCACUGUGCAGUGGCGACAAGAUGUUGCACUUUGCGUCUUCCUUUUUUGACUGCACUGUGCAGUGAAUUUUGUUGCUUGAUUGCACUGUGCAGUUGCGACACAAUUUCGCACGGUGCGAAAAGUCCUUUGUGUGACUGCACUGUGCAAUUAAUUUUGUCGCUUGAUCAAUUGCACUGUGCAGUGGCGACAAGAUGCUGCACGGUGCGAAAAGUCGUUUGUUUGACUGCACUGUGCAAAUGAUUUUGUCGCAUGAUCAAUUGCACUGUGCAAUGAAUUUUGUCGCUCUUCCAGUUGCACUGUGCAGUUGCGAAAAAAAUGUUGCACAGUGCGAAAAGUUUUUUUUUUUGACUGCACUGUGCAAAGAAUUUUGUCGCAUGAUCAAUUGCACUGUGCAGUUGCGACAAAAUAUUGCACUGUGCGAAAAGAUUUUUUGACUGCACUGUGCAGUUGAUUUUGUCGCUUGGUGAGUCGCACUGUGCGGUUUGAUUUUCAAGUUUGACCCGCGAUGAUUCAAGCGGAAUUUUUAAAAAAUGCACGGUGCAAUAAUGUUUUUUGACACCGCACAGUGCAAUUUUUUGGGGGGUCUGUCUGCACAGUGCAGAAUUUUGAAUUUUUGGAUAAUUUUUUUUGUUUUCAGAGAAGCACAAGUAUUCUGGCGGUCCGUCCCUGAACGCUGAUCGCAAAGAGAAGCUGAAUGUGGAAGUGGAGCCUGGAAAAGUUGUUUAUGCUCGUAAGUUUUGGGGUUCGGUUCAAUUUUGCCUGGUGUAAUAUAAAGUUUUGGUCUUUUUGGGAUUUUUUUGAUUAUUUUGAGACGACGGGGGUUUUUUGAGAAUAUUUUGAGGUUUUUGACUUUAUUUUUUGGGGAAUUUUUCAUUUUCAGAAAAAAAAAAUUUUUUUAUUUUUUUUUUUUUUUUUUGAAAAUUUUUGUAAAUUUUUUCUAAAAAUCUUCUUUUCAGACCCUUACGACCGUCAACAGAUUGUGGACAUUAAUCUGAAGAAUGUGAGCGGCGAAAUUGUCCACUAUAAAGUCAUGGCCACCCAGCCCAAAUUCUAUAGGGUCAAGAACAAGCAGAAUGUCAUCCUUCCCGGACAAUCGGCCGUGGCCGCGAUUCGUCUGGAGAUCCUGAAAAAUCCGGCCAAAUGCAAAAAGGAGAACCAUCGAAUCAUCAUCCAAACGGCGGUCUCGAAAAAGGCCCAAGAAGAUAAAAAGUUCUGGAGAGAUAUUGAUGGGAAGAAGAACCGAGUCCAGUUCAACAGAAUUCCGGUGGUAAGUGAGGGGAAAAUAGGGUUGAUUACGAAGAUUUUUUUGAGGAUAUAUUUUUUUUUUUUUUUUUUUUUGAUUUUUUGGCUUUUGCACGGUGCAAUUUUUUGGACUUUUGGUUUUUAACGGUGCAAUUUUUUUAACAAUUUUUUGCACGGUGCAUUGUUUUGGACUUUUGGUUUUUGCAUGGUGCUAUUUUUCAAAAAAAAAUUUUUUUGCACAGUGCAAUUUUUUGGAUUUUUUAUUUCUGCACGGUGCGUUUUUUUAAUGUUGUUUUCUGCACGGUGCACUUUUCUAACCUUUUUUUAUUUUGCACAGUGCACUUUUUUGCAUUUUUUUGCACUGUGCAUUGACAUUUUUUCCAUUUUUUUUGCACCGUGCAGUUCAUAAAGUUUAAUUUUUUGCACCGUGCAAAUUGUGAGGUCAAAUUUUUUUGCACUGUGGAGUUCUUGGCGUCAAUAUUUUCGCACCGUGCAAUUCGGAAAGUCUCAUUUUUUUGCCCCGUGCAGUUGUUGAAGUCAAAUUUUUUUGCACUGUGCAGUUUGUAAAGUCUAAUUUUUUCGCACUGUGCAGUUCUUGAGGUCAAUUUUUUUGCACUGUGCAGUUCGUAAAGUCUAAUUUUUUCGCACUGUGCAGUUCUUGAGGUCAAUUUUUUUGCACUGUGGUGUUGUUGGGGUCAAUUUUUUCGCACCCUGCAGUUUGGAAAGUCUCAUUUUUCUGCCCCGUGCAGUUCUUGAGGUCAAAUUUUUUUGCACUGUGCAAUUUGUGAGGUCAAUUUUUUUUGCACUGUGCAGCAGAUUUGAGCUUUAUUUUUGGACAGUGCGAUGAUUUCUUAUUUUUGAAUUUUUGCACUGUGCAUUUCUCAAUUUAUUUUUUUUUGCACAGUGCAAAAAUAAAAAAAUAAAAAACUUUUUUUCAAAAAUAUUUUUUUUCAGAAACUCCUCCUGGAAGGCGAAAAGGACGACGUGGACGGUGAAGAAGUGGAAUACGACAACAACCAGCCCUUCAUUGUGGAGCCGGAGUCGGAUUUGAUCUUCCGCGGACCCUAUGAUGACGCCGUUACUUCGCCGAUCUGUGCCAUCAACAACACGGACAAACACAUGUUUGUGAAGGUCCUGAUCACGAAUCCCGGCCCCUUCCGUGUCCGCCCCAACUUUUGCGCGAUUGCCCCAAGGUCCAUGCAGAUUUUCGCCGCCAUUUUGGAGCCUCAAAACCCCAAGGAUCUGGAGAAAAUCCAGAAAAAGAAGAACAAGUUCAUGUUGGAGUACGCGGAGAGCGAGAAGGGCGAUCAAGACCCGGAACACUUUUUCCAAAAACAUCCCAAGAACAUCCAGUCCAUCAAGUUGAACGCCACCUUCCAGAAUGAUUGA
Messenger RNA from Bursaphelenchus xylophilus (pine wood nematode), 4528 nucleotides. Lineage: Eukaryota; Metazoa; Nematoda; Chromadorea; Rhabditida; Aphelenchoididae. The record is from the annotation of a GenBank genome assembly.